GUACCUCAAGCAUGAGGACAUGGAUGAGGAUGCUGGCGCGGAGGAAGCUGGAGACGAGGAGAUGGCCGGCGAGGUCCUUCCCGAGACUGAGGAGCCUUUAGGGGAAGAGGAGGCCGAAGCAGAGGGCGAGGACCUUCAGGCCGAGGAGCUUCAGGAGGAGUCCAUGGAGCUUGAAGGUCAGAUGGAGUACGACUCUGCUGAAGGCGACGAGGAGGAGGCUUAUGCCGAAGAUGGUUACGAAGAGGGCUACGCCGAAGGAGCGGAGGAGGAG
Messenger RNA from Symbiodinium pilosum, 271 nucleotides. NCBI's taxonomy places the organism in Eukaryota, Dinophyceae, Suessiales, Symbiodiniaceae. The record is from the annotation of a GenBank genome assembly.